AUGGCCAAGCCCUCAGCUCCGUCCUCACCGCCCACACCGCCCUGCAGCUCUGAUUGCGCUUUCGUGGCUGGUAACGAGGACAGUGACGACACCUGUCCUCGAAACCUCGCUCCUGAGCGCCCAACCUACACGCACCUUAACUGCCUUGCUAGGCAGCUGUGCCCUCCACCACCGCUCCCCUCAGCCAGCCUGUUCCCUGUCCCCGCAUCCACUUCCUCUGGCCCCCUGUGCCCCUGUGCCCUCUGCUGGGAAAGCCUACACCACGAACAGCCUACUGUCGCGGAGAUCACCGACGUGUGCUCCCCACUGGCCAACCAGAUGGCAACGUGUGACCCUCACCACGGUCAAUACAUGGCUUGCUGCCUCUUGUACGGUGGUGAGGUGGUUCCCAAAGAAGUCGGUGCUGCCUUUGCCACCAUCAAGACCAGGCGUACCAUCCAGUGUGUGGACUGGUGCCCCACUGGCUUCAAGUUGGCAUUCAGUGACCAUCCUCUCGCUCUGGUGGCUGGUGGAGACCUGGCCAAAGUGCAGCGAGCUGUGUGCAUGCUGAGCAACACCUCAGCGGCUGCUGAGGCCUGGGCCCGCCUGGACCAUGGCAAUUAG
Messenger RNA from Pteronotus mesoamericanus, 603 nucleotides. Its product is annotated as tubulin alpha chain-like. The transcript is spliced from 2 exons. The coding region runs from base 1 to 603 and encodes 200 amino acids. Gene Ontology annotation, cellular component: microtubule; cytoplasm. Gene Ontology annotation, molecular function: structural constituent of cytoskeleton; GTP binding. The record is from RefSeq and is a predicted model, not a curated record. NCBI's taxonomy places the organism in Eukaryota, Metazoa, Chordata, Mammalia, Chiroptera, Mormoopidae. Gene Ontology annotation, biological process: mitotic cell cycle; microtubule cytoskeleton organization.